Danio aesculapii is the source of this 2078-nucleotide messenger RNA. It is a transcript of the gene aldh6a1, whose product is annotated as aldehyde dehydrogenase 6 family, member A1. Gene Ontology annotation, biological process: L-valine catabolic process; thymine catabolic process. The record is from RefSeq and is a predicted model, not a curated record. Gene Ontology annotation, molecular function: malonate-semialdehyde dehydrogenase (acetylating, [NAD(P)+]) activity; methylmalonate-semialdehyde dehydrogenase (acylating, NAD+) activity. The transcript has 12 exons. The coding region runs from base 102 to 1676 and encodes 524 amino acids. Gene Ontology annotation, cellular component: mitochondrion. Lineage: Eukaryota; Metazoa; Chordata; Actinopteri; Cypriniformes; Danionidae.
AAGCGACCCUCCUGCACGGUGCAUAUCUCGGCGCACGUCCUCUGGUGGGGGUUGGACGCACAUUAGGGGGGUGAAUACAACUUUAAUCUACAAAUUCCAUCAUGGCAGCGACAUUAGUGCGUUCCAUUGUAAAGAAGAGGGUUCCUCUUCAGGUGGGACGCAUAUGCUACUCCUCCUCUGUGCCCACCACCAAGUUGUUCAUUGAUGGAAAGUUUGUUGAAUCCAAGAGUUCACAAUGGCUGGACAUUCACAAUCCUGCCACCAGCGAGGUCAUUGGUCGAGUGCCGAAGGCCACACAGGAGGAGAUGUUGGCAGCUGUGGACUCGUGCUCACGGGCCUUCCAAACCUGGUCCGAAACAUCCAUCUUGGCCCGUCAGCAGAUCUUCUUUCGCUAUCAGCAGCUCAUUAAAGACAAUAUUAAAGAGCUGGCCAAGCUGAUAACCCUGGAGCAGGGUAAAACACUGGCUGAUGCUGAGGGCGAUGUUUUCAGAGGACUGCAGGUGGUCGAGCACACCUGCAGCAUCACAUCCCUGAUGCUGGGCGAGACCCUUCCCUCACUCACCAAAGACAUGGACACAUACACAUACCGGCUGCCCAUUGGCGUGUGCGCAGGCAUCGCCCCCUUCAACUUCCCUGCCAUGAUUCCUCUGUGGAUGUUCCCAAUGGGCAUGGUGUGCGGAAACACCUAUUUAUUGAAGCCUUCAGAGCGGGUGCCCGGCUGCACCAUGAUGCUGGCCAAACUGCUGCAGGACGCCGGCGCUCCAGACGGAACAUUAAACAUAAUUCACGGACAGCAUGACGCUGUAAACUUCAUCUGCGACCAUCCUGCCAUAAAAGCCAUCAGUUUCGUAGGCUCCAACCAGGCUGGCGAGUAUAUCUAUGAGAGAGGCUCCAAAAAUGGCAAGAGAGUCCAGAGCAACAUGGGGGCGAAGAAUCACGGUGUAAUUAUGCCUGAUGCCAACAAGGAGAACACGCUGAACCAGCUGGUAGGUGCUGCAUUUGGAGCCGCAGGUCAGAGGUGUAUGGCACUUUCCACUGCUAUCCUCAUUGGAGAAGCCCGCGACUGGUUGCCUGAAUUGGUUGAACGCGCAAAGAGUCUACGUGUCAAUGCAGGUGACCAGCCUGGAGCCGAUGUGGGACCCCUCAUCUCACCGCAGGCCAAAGAACGCGUGAACAGCCUCAUUCAGAGUGGGGUGGAUGAAGGAGCCAAGGUGCUGCUCGAUGGCAGGAAUGUGAAGGUCAAGGGUUACGAAAAUGGAAACUUUGUAGGACCAACCAUCAUCAGUAACGUCACGCCGGAGAUGACAUGCUAUAAGGAGGAGAUUUUCGGACCGGUGUUGGUUGUUCUGGAGGCUGACAGCUUGGACGAUGCCAUCAAAAUCGUCAACAAGAACCAAUAUGGCAAUGGAACCGCCAUCUUCACCACCAAUGGUGCCGCAGCACGUAAAUACUCCCACGAAGUGGAUGUUGGACAGAUCGGAGUUAAUGUACCGAUCCCAGUCCCGCUGCCUAUGUUCUCAUUCACCGGUUCCAGAGGCUCCUUCAGGGGCGACACCAACUUCUAUGGAAAACAAGGCAUUCAGUUCUACACACAGAUCAAAACUAUUACCUCACAGUGGAAGGCUGAAGAUGCUACGCUCAAGUCCCCUGCUGUUACCAUGCCAACAAUGCGUUAGGUUUUAAUCACAAGUAUAAAUUCCACCGUCCGUCUAUAGGUUUUAACUACUGUACAGUUGUUUUCAAAACAAUCUGAUUUUCCACAGUUAAAUUCGUAUAUGCAGUUAAAUAAUGUGAUUUCUUUUUUUCUUCACUUUAAGUAAAAAAAAAUAAUGAAAAUCAACCAAAUGUAGCACUGAUUGAUUUAGACCAGGAAGUUUCAGUUUAAUGAGGACUCCAUGUUCACCACUAGGUUUACUGUGUGUUUGGAUGAGCUAUACUAUCUGCAACUCGUUGUCUCUUCUGAGCUGUUAAACUAGCAGUAUCUCUAGUUCAAUUUGAAUGUGUGUCUAAAUAUGCAACAUUUGUAAACGGUUGUUGAAAAGUUCUGGACUGUUUGCCUCAAUAAAUAUGACAAUGCA